UGUUUGUGUAAUGCUGCAUCUUCCAGCCACUCGGACGAAUAGGUAGGUAUGUACGGAUUAUGUACAGCAGACGUAUUGUUUUGUAAUCCCUACCUGGCAGGACAUGAGAUGCAUACGUGCUCCAUCAUCAUCUAUGACAUCACGCAGGUUAGCCGCACCCUUUCUUUAACGUCGCUUAAUUACUGCAAUUGCCGAGUGAACCAUGAUUAUCAUAUCACCUGGGACAACGCAAGCGCAUGUAUUAUAAUUACAACAUACGCCGAGCAGCUAACUCAACACGAUAUUGCCCUCUCGCGACUGCAGUUGGAGGCCGGGAAAAAAGAUGACGACGACGACAAGAUCAGCGGCCAAGAACCAGGACAAACAACCCUCGGGAGCACGUCUCGCCGAGGAAGCGGAGCCAGGAACCAAGCACAAGACGGAGCCCGAGGAACACACCAAACCGCCCAGUCCCAAGCGGGCCAAGAAGGAGGAGGACAAGGACGAGGGGGGAAAGGAAGAGGCUGAGGGCGAAAGCAAGAGUCAGGGGGAGAGGCCGCAAGCCCACGACGACACCCCAUCGAGCAUCCUGGAGAAGGGCGUCAUCUACUUCUUCUUCCGCGGCCGCGUCAACGUCGACGACCCGUCAUCCGUCUCCGACAUUGCCCGCACCUACAUUCUGCUGCGGCCGAUCGACCGCCACGCCGAUCUGAAGUGGGGCCGCGGCGACGAGGGCGACGAGGGCGACCAGAGCGGCGAGAAGGAGGGGGGCGCGCCCCUCGGGGAGGCGGCCAAGGCCCGGCUGCUGCUGGUGCCCAAGAAAACGCUACCGCGUACGGGGCGGGACCGCUGGGUGGCCUUCGUCGAGAAGGCGGGCGCCUCGCUUGACCAGCUGCGCGACGAGUUCCUGGCCCCGUCGGGCGACUACGAGACCAAGACGGCCGGCACCCGCCACGUGCCCGCCGCCACCCCCGUCGCCGAGGGCGUCUACGCCAUCACCACCACCGGCCGCGCCAGCCAUCUCGUCUACCUGUUGACCCUGCCCCAUCCCGACAGCGGCAGCGGCAGCAGCGACAGCCAGCCGGGCGAGAUCCAGCGCGAGCUCGGCCUCAAGGAGCGCGGAAGUUUCAUCAUCAGCACCAAGAACCCAGAGUACCCCGGCCCGGCCAACGCCCGCUUGCCCAAGGGGCCCGACUAUCCCAAGGAGCUGCUCGAGGAGUUCCGCUCUCUCCGCUGGGUUCCGACGCAGCCGAAGCACCUGGACUAUGUAAACACGCAGUUCUUGCUGAUUGGAGAGUCGUCGGGAACGGACAAGGCGCUGGAACCGCAGAAGGAGGACCAGGAGGAGGGCAAGGCCGAGCCUGCCGAGGAGAUGGAGAUGCUCGAGGAGGAGGACGAGAAGAGAAUGAAAAGCCUGGCCGACGACGAUGCAGGCCGCAUCUACACCGACUUGCAGGCCGAAGCCAAGAACUAUCCAAAGCUGCUGACUACCUUCCCAUGACUGAUAAUCAAUCGAGAUUCGACAGUUUGAACCAGCAAGCCGAUGAAAGGGGACCUCUGCUGCUAUUAAUAGGCACAACAGCAAAUCGUUAUGAAUUGACCAAUAUUAGGUCGAUGCAUGAAUGAAAGAUCAAGCAACCAGAUGGUAGUAAACCACCCUGAUCAGCUGUGA
This is a messenger RNA of Thermothelomyces thermophilus ATCC 42464, 1651 nucleotides long. RefSeq lists its product as uncharacterized. The coding region runs from base 323 to 1480 and encodes 385 amino acids. The transcript is spliced from 2 exons. The record is from RefSeq and is a predicted model, not a curated record. NCBI's taxonomy places the organism in Eukaryota, Fungi, Ascomycota, Sordariomycetes, Sordariales, Chaetomiaceae.